Tribolium castaneum (red flour beetle) is the source of this 1111-nucleotide messenger RNA. RefSeq lists its product as uncharacterized. Lineage: Eukaryota; Metazoa; Arthropoda; Insecta; Coleoptera; Tenebrionidae. Bases 122 to 1093 code for a protein of 323 amino acids. The transcript is spliced from 4 exons. The record is from RefSeq and is a predicted model, not a curated record.
UUUAAAAAUGUCACAGUAGUGACAUUUUAGUUUUAGCAUUAAUGUUCACUUAGUGUAGUUGUAGUUUUGCGCCUAUUUUUUUUACAUUUUUUUCUAAUUUUUUUGGAUACCGGUGAGCACAAUGUGGCCUUCUGUAACCCAUCCGGAAAAAUCCAUCGGAGAUUACACAAUUUCUAAACAACAAGUGCAACCCGAAAAAUAUUGGCCCCUUCUCAUAGGUCCUGACAUAACACUUCGUCGUUUUCGCAGCAAAUUGUUACAACGUGAACAACAAUUGGAAAACAAGAGACAAAAAUACCUAGAAUAUAGGGUCGAAUUAGAUGCAAAAUGGGCCGAAAUAGAAGCCGAAGGAAAAAUGUUGCGAUCGAAUUUUAACGCCUUUAAUAACUUCCUUAUAAUCAAUGCUGAAAAGAGAAAACGAACCAUUGAAACUAUUGCCGAUCUUAAACAAAAUAUAGUGAAAAGAGAGAACGACAUUGAAGAACUACAUUCGAAAAUCGAGUUUAUGAAAGCUUCAAAAGUGGAAUUGGAACGUGAAAUUUCCUCACAUUUAAUUUUCGAAAAAUACUUGAAUAGUUUCUUGGAUAUUUGUCACCAAAAAGACGGUCUCAGGAGUCCACACAACAUCCUCGAACGUUAUGAGUAUUUCACAGAAAUUAACAAACAUCUAGCUGAGAGACAACAAGAACUCUUCAUUAAAUUACAAACUUCCAAACUUGAACUUAGUCGCUUUCGCGAAGUGAACGAAACUAUUUUGCUUGGUCUUCACACCCAAGCAGCAGGUCUUCAAGGGCGUUUUGAAGAAGCAGUAAGAAAGUCGCGACAACUUGAAACUUUAAUUGCAACAAUCAAACAACGAGCCCGUGAUAUUUACAAGGAUAUGUCUUUUACCAAAAAAGCCGUCUGGAAUUUGUAUUUGUUGAUGUGCAAGAAGAAGGGACUUCCUAUCAGACUUCGCAAAUACGAGGUGGAACAACAAUUGAUUUUUAUCAGUAAAACGCUGAAACAAUUCGAGAAGCUUAUUGAAUGGUACAAGAUGCAACAAAAAAUGUCGGUCAGGCUGCGAAAUAUCAAACGGUUAACCAAAAAAUAGUAAUAAAUCAACAGUGCA